Molecule: messenger RNA, 1644 nt
Organism: Psylliodes chrysocephalus
Lineage: Eukaryota; Metazoa; Arthropoda; Insecta; Coleoptera; Chrysomelidae
Source: the annotation of a GenBank genome assembly
AUGCUUAAAGGGUUUCUUAAAGAGUUUCUUAAAGAGUUUCUUAAAGAGUUUUUUAAAGAGUUUCUUAAAGAGUUUCUUAAAGAGUUUCUUAAAGAGUUUCUUAAAGAGUUUCUUAAAGAGUUUCUUAAAGAGUUUCUUAAAGAGUUUCUUAAAGAGUUUCUUAAAGAGUUUCUUAAAGAGUUUCUUAAAGAGUUUCUUAAAGAGUUUCUUAAAGAGUUUCUUAAAGAGUUUCUUAAAGAGUUUCUUAAAGAGUUUCUUAAAGAGUUUCUUAAAGAGUUUCUUAAAGAGUUUCUUAAAGAGUUUCUUAAAGAGUUUCUUAAAGAGUUUCUUAAAGAGUUUCUUAAAGAGUUUCUUAAAGAGUUUCUUAAAGAGUUUCUUAAAGAGUUUCUUAAAGAGUUUCUUAAAGAGUUUCUUAAAGAGUUUCUUAAAGAGUUUCUUAAAGAGUUUCUUAAAGAGUUUCUUAAAGAGUUUCUUAAAGAGUGUCUUAAAGAGUUUCUUAAAGAGUUUCUUAAAGAGUUUCUUAAAGAGUUUCUUAAAGAGUUUCUUAAAGAGUUUCUUAAAGAGUUUCUUAAAGAGUUUCUUAAAGAGUUUCUUAAAGAGUUUCUUAAAGAGUUUCUUAAAGAGUUUCUUAAAGAGUUUCUUAAAGAGUUUCUUAAAGAGUUUCUUAAAGAGUUUCUUAAAGAGUUUCUUAAAGAGUUUCUUAAAGAGUUUCUUAAAGAGUUUCUUAAAGAGUUACUUAAAGAGUUUCUUAAAGAGUUUCUUAAAGAAUUUCUUAAAGAGUUUCUUAAAGAGUUUCUUAAAGAGUUUCUUAAAGAGUUUCUUAAAGAGUUUCUUAAAGAGUUUCUUAAAGAGUUUCUUAAAGAGUUUCUUAAAGAGUUUCUUAAAGAGUUUCUUAAAGAGUUUCUUAAAGAGUUUCUUAAAGAGUUUCUUAAAGAGUUACUUAAAGAGUUUCUUAAAGAGUUUCUUAAAGAAUUUCUUAAAGAGUUUCUUAAAGAGUUUCUUAAAGAGUUUCUUAAAGAGUUUCUUAAAGAGUUUCUUAAAGAGUUUCUUAAAGAGUUUCUUAAAGAGUUUCUUAAAUAUUCUCUUAAAAAAUUUUGUGAGGCAAAUACUCUUGCCAAUGGUGAAGUGCAAUGGCGAUGUGUUAAAAAUAACAAGUGUUUAGCCAAGGUUUACAUCCUUCGUGACCAAAUAAUAGACGAGAAAAGUGAUGUCAAUCACAACCAUGAGGAAGACGACACUUUUCAACGACAGGUCCUUAGCAAUAGCAUUAAAAGGAAAGCAUUGCAGGACGUGUCAGCAAAACCCUCAAAAUUCAUCCAUCAAGAAUUAAGUAAGAACAAGUUUUGUGAUGAUAUCACCUCGCACGAUAUUCAUAGAGUGCGAAAAAACAUUUAUGCCGCAAGACGUUCUGUUAUGCCCAUGCUCCCCAAAAAUCAAGAGGAUGUUUUUACUUGUUUAGCACCCUCUAAUAGAUUCAGUAAUUACGAUGUAGAAAAUGGAUAUGCAGAAUAUGCAAUAAGGGGAGCAAAGAUCCCUAUUUUGUGUGUUUGCGCUGUGAAGAUGAGUCCAAAGAGGACGUUUUCGGUGAUAAUAGUGAUGAUGACGCUACCUUUGAUCCUUCACAGCAAUAAAACCGCUAAAUGA